Xenopus tropicalis (tropical clawed frog) is the source of this 2426-nucleotide messenger RNA. Its product is annotated as Fc receptor-like protein 4. The record is from RefSeq and is a predicted model, not a curated record. Lineage: Eukaryota; Metazoa; Chordata; Amphibia; Anura; Pipidae. The coding region runs from base 34 to 1962 and encodes 642 amino acids. The transcript is spliced from 15 exons.
UCUACUCAGUCUGUAUGUGCCAGAGACCCCAUCAUGUCUGUCCCGCUGGCUGUCAUUCUGCUCUGGCUGCUGAUGGCAAACAUUGGAGCUGCAGCCAGACCGGUGCUUUCCUUCUCCCCAAACUGGGCCCCGAUACUCACUGGUGAUUCUGUAACUUUGACCUGUAACGGGGCCCGUCCUGCACAAGGGAAUGAGAGAUAUACCUGGUACAAAAGCAAUACCUCAGUACCUGGAGUGGAACAGCAGAACUAUACUAUCCAGAGGGCCCAGACAGAACACAGUGGGAGGUACCAGUGCCAGAACGGUACCAGUGAGAGAAGUGCUGCCCUCCAGCUGACAGUUAGAGAUGAUAAAGUCAUCCUACAGGCGCCCCCUGGUGCCCAUGAGGGGGAGGAGCUGACUCUCAGAUGUUACACUCGCCCUGAAUAUAAUGUAACAAACACAACAGUUUUUUACAAGAACAAAUUAAUCAUUCGGCCCCUGGGCUCAGACUCCCUUGUGCUUGGGGGGGCACAGACUAACAUGUCGGGGUCAUACAGCUGCCAAACAAAGUUAUAUAUUAAGUCUGUAGGUAUCACUAAUAAAUACUCAUCUCCUGAGGAACAUCUUUCAGUCACAGAGCUGUUCAGUCCCCCACAAAUAAAAGUGAGGCCAGAUCAGGUGACAGAAGGAGAUCACAUGAACAUAACAUGUGACACAGAGCUCAGCCCACACAGAGAGACUACAGAGCUGCAGUUUGCUUUCUACAGAAAUGGGCACAAUGUGCAGGGAUUCAGUUUAUCCAACCAAUAUGGAGUCCCCUCAGCUCAGCUGGAGGAUUCUGGGAAUUAUACCUGUGAGGUACAAACUCCAACCGGCAGUGUGAGGAAGAGGAGCAACAUGGCGCAUAUCCACAUACAGGAGCUGUCCAGUUCCCCACAAAUAAAAGUGAGCCCAGAUCAGGUGACAGAAGGAGAUCACAUGACCAUAACAUGUGACACAGAGCUCAGCCCACACAGAGAGACUACAGAGCUGCAGUUUGCUUUCUACAGAAAUGGGCACAAUGUGCAGGGAUUCAGUUUAUCCAACCAAUAUGGAGUCCCCUCAGCUCAGCUGGAGGAUUCUGGGAAUUAUACCUGUGAGGUACAAACUCCAAAUGGCAGUGUGAGGAAGAAGAGCAGUGAGGCACAUAUCCACAUACAGGAGCUGUUCAGUCUCCCACGAAUAAAAGUGAGGCCAGAUCAGGUGACAGAAGGAGAUCACAUGACCAUAACAUGUGACACAAAGCUCCACCCACACAGAAAUACUACAGAGCUGCAGUUUGCUUUCUACAGAAAUGAGACUAAAGUACAAGAAUUCAGUUCAUCUUAUGAAUACAGAGUCCUCUCAUUUGCGCUGAAUUAUUCUGGGAAUUAUACCUGUGAGGUACAAACAUCAAAUGGCAGUGUGAGGAAGAGGAGCAGUGUGUUGGAUAUCCCUCUAAAGCGGAACACAUCAGUUAAUAAUUUAGAUACCUCUAAGUUCAUGCUCCUUAUAGGUGGUGCAGUAGCACUGGUUGGGCUGAUAUCACUUCUCAUUGUUGCUCUCUGUAUCCUCAAGUCCAAAAACAAACUGCAUCGGACACCGAGCAGUCAACCUACAACUCGCUCAGGAAGAGGUAAGCAGUCAUCCAAAUCCAAUAGGUCUAGAUCCUCAAAGAAUGGAGAAACCAACUUGGAAGAGGAGGUGUGUUAUAUCUCCAUUAAUCAUAAGCGUAAAGGUCAUUCAGCUGCUCAGAAUAACGAUGAUGGAAAUAAUGUUAUUUAUGCUGCAGUGAGGGGAAAUGAUACAGGGAAUGCACAGGCUGGGUAUAAACAGAGAGAAAACUCAGUUGUCUAUGCUGCUCUGAAAACUCCAAAAGCAAACAAAAUAAAGCAAGAAGGGAGAAAGAUUCCCCAGGUACGGGAUGAGGAUUGUGUUUAUGCCUCGGUGAAGAAGAGAUGAACUCAGGCACCGUCUCCAAAGCAAGAGCCCUCUGGCUUCUUCAUUUUCUCUGUCAUUCCAGGAGCCUCACAGCUUAUUCUUUGUUUUUCAUUUUGUAUUAGUUUUAGUCUUAGUUAUUGGUUGUGACACUGUAAUCAAUCUAGAAAGUAUUUUCUUUUUACUCUAUAAUAAUUAGGAAUAUUAUGUAAUAUAAGCUAGUUUUAGCAUUUUCAUGUACUUUACUUUUGAAAUCUUACAAUAUUUUCAGCCAUAGCUUGGGGGGCACAACCAUACAACCAUGUUUUAAUUGCAAGAAUAAUAUCUCAUCCUUUAAAAUAUCUCUGUAAGAACUGGCUUGUAUACUGAUAUACAUUAUUGGAUGAUUCAUUUUUGUAUUUCAUUAACAUUAAAUUCAAAUGGAUUUUGUACCCACCAACUUCCCAGUGCUUGCACCUACUGCUUAAUAAAUGAGCCCUAUAAAAGUU